CCUGACUAAAUGGGGAUACCUCCGCAAUACGAUAGGGCUGGCCACAGGGGCUUGAUGGAAAUGGAGGACGUGCAUGAAUAACGGCCUGCAGGGGCCAAUUUGUCAGAAAACCGGAAACACCCAGGCAUCAGAGUCAGCAUUAUUUCAAUGCUAUGUAUGGCCUAUAACAAGCUUCCCAACAAAUGUCAGGGUAGGUCCUCUGGUCCGGCAAUUUUGCUUUGUCCCCAUGAUUUGGAAAUCGGGGGAUGAAAUAAUUAGGUUACCCAACAAGUCAGCAGAACAAGAGGUGAUUUUUCUUGGGGAUCAUUUGUUUAGUCGUAGUUCAUUCCCAACAUAAUGAUGAGGUAGUAUUCCGGAGAGGCCCCACAGUGUUGGUCAUCCUGCUUUCAUAUGGUCCAGCAUCGCAAUGUUCAUUUAGUCUUCCAAAGCUCGAAUAUCAACAGUGAUGAGAUCCGAAGAAACGUUCGCUUUCCAUUACUUAUGUCCGAAUGCAACAAUAUGUCCCAACAGCUGAAUGUCGAUUGGCAAAGGCGAAUAAUCCCCCCAAUAAAGGGUAAACAUUAGGUUAUUCUUUUUUCAAUAUCCCGGAUACCAAAGGCAGAGCUCAGAAUUGAGCUACUGAUACUAGUAUGCGUCGAAGAUCAGUGGGGAUCAACGGUUCUGUCUCGUAGCAUAAGGGUCCAUGCCUUUGCUAAGCCUCGUUAUUGCGCAUAGCCGCGGUUGCUAUUAUUAAAAUAAAAGAUGUUCCCUAAAAAUAGAGACAACACCAUGCCGCUACGGCCGGAUACCAAAGCGUUGGUCGUCUUUCUGGCCAUGGUGAAUGUGUGCAUAUCAGUAGAGAGUAGCGAGCUUAAGGCGAGUGUUGGGGAACGAAUAUCUUUCGUUUUUUCCCCUUGA
Histoplasma capsulatum G186AR is the source of this 897-nucleotide messenger RNA. RefSeq lists its product as uncharacterized. Lineage: Eukaryota; Fungi; Ascomycota; Eurotiomycetes; Onygenales; Ajellomycetaceae. Bases 769 to 897 code for a protein of 42 amino acids. The transcript has a single exon. The record is from RefSeq and is a predicted model, not a curated record.